Messenger RNA from Adineta steineri, 1014 nucleotides. NCBI's taxonomy places the organism in Eukaryota, Metazoa, Rotifera, Eurotatoria, Adinetida, Adinetidae. The record is from the annotation of a GenBank genome assembly.
AUGCAAGUACAAUUCUGUUUCAAUAAUCAACCAUCAGUACAAAAUUUACUUACAACAGCAGAAUUAACUUCUUAUAUGCCAACAACAUUGAUAACUUCAAUUAUAACUAGCACUAAAUCAGUCGAUAUUACUACAACGAAAGUAGGCGAAUCAGUAUGGAAUAGGACUGCUUUAACUGUUGCAGGUAAUGGAAUCAAUGCUACUUUGAAUCCAUAUAGUGUAUUUGUUGAUGAUCAAUAUUAUAUUUAUAUUGCGGAAAAAGGUAACAAUAGAAUAUCCAAAUGGCCACCAAAUCCAAACGGUUUAGCAUCUUCAUCUAUUUUUCAUACAGCCAGUGGGCAAUUAAAUGCACCACCUAGUCUAUAUGUGAAUUCAAAAACAGGCGAUAUCUAUGUUGCUGAUGAAUCCAAUUAUCGUGUAAUGUUUUUCGCAAAUGGUUCAACAACGGGUGUAAAUAUAACUGGUGUACCAUCGAGUGUAUCAAAAAACGUUAAUGCAAUUUAUUUAGAUCCAAAUGGAACAAUUUAUAUUACGGAUUCAAACAACAAUCGUAUUUAUAAGUGGCUUACAAAUGAGACUGUUGCUGGUGGACAAGGAGCUGGAAGCAGUGCGAAUCAACUGCAUGCACCAAAACGUGUUUUUAUAGACUCUAACUAUGCACUCUAUAUAACCGAUUCUAGUAAUUAUCGUGUUCAAAAAUGGCGACAAGGAGCUACAUCGGGUGUUACAAUUGCUGGAGGUUAUGGCAUGGGAUCGAAUUCAAGUCAAUUUAAUUUACCUUUAGGUGUGGCAGUUGAUAGUCAAGGAAAUGUUUUAGUUUGUGAUACAAAUAAUCAUCGUGUACAAAAAUGGAAUAUAGGUGCAAGCACAGGUCAGACAGUAGCAGGAAAUGGUACAGCUGGUUCUGCAGCAAAUCAAUUGAAUACACCAAGAGGAAUUGCUUUGGAUAAAGAUGGCAAUUUAUAUGUAGCAGAUGCUAAUAAUUAUAGAAUACAAAAAUUCAAUGCUCUUUAA